Aaosphaeria arxii CBS 175.79 is the source of this 1056-nucleotide messenger RNA. RefSeq lists its product as uncharacterized. The coding region runs from base 207 to 788 and encodes 193 amino acids. Gene Ontology annotation, cellular component: cell wall. The transcript is spliced from 3 exons. Lineage: Eukaryota; Fungi; Ascomycota; Dothideomycetes; Pleosporales. The record is from RefSeq and is a predicted model, not a curated record. Gene Ontology annotation, molecular function: structural constituent of cell wall.
UCCAACUUCAAUUACCUAUCAGUCGAUCCUCAAUCUUUCGUCUGCUAAUAGUGUGCUCGUCGUUCACUCGCUCCUACGACCAGUCAUAUCCAUAUCAUUCUUCUACGGUACAUAUCCUGCCUUUACUUUACUUUACCCUAACAACAACACCACCCACAACCUUCAACCUUCUCUACCUAAACAAAACAACAACCCAUUCUUUCAACAUGCGUUACUUCGCUUUGAUCACCAUCGCCGCUCUCGGUGUCCAGGCCGUUCCUCAAUGGUCUGUCCAGCCCAUCACCCAGAUCUCCGACGGUCAGAUCCAAGCUCCUCCAGCAACCUCUGUUCCCGUGGUGGUCUCCUCUGCUCCUCCGUUUGAGCCCUCUGUUCCGGUCGUCCCAUCGGUCCCGGUUGAGCCCUCCAAGCCAGCUUCACCUUCGGUGCCUGUCGCGCCUUCGGUGCCAGUGGUCCCGUCAGUGCCAGUCGUGCCAUCUGUUCCAGUCGUCCCGUCUGUCCCCGUUGAGACUCCACCAGUGGUUCCAUCCGUCCCCAUUGCUCCUCCUCCGGUGGUCUCUUCCAUCGUCCCCGUUGUGCCUUCAGUCCCGGCCAAUACUUCGGUCCCAGCAACCUCUGCCGCGCCGUCGUUCCCCAACUCGUCGGUUCCCGUGACCACGGCCGCGAAGUCCACUCCAGCUAAGAGCUUGGCUCCGUCUACCUCUGCACCAGCUGAGGCCACAGGCGCUGCCGCUCUCAAUAUGGUCUCCUUCGGCGGCAUCGCCUUGGCCGUUGCUGGCCUCGUCCUCUAGACGAACUCCGCGAUUGCGGUCAUUCUCGGUUUAUACCCUUUUUGGCUUCACUGAUCACGGUGUGAUCGGUAGUGACGGCAGGAUGGGGGCUUUUUUAAUUCAGGGUCAAACGGGUGGAUAGGCGGCGUCAGGUACACACAACUACACACAAAACCUUUGUUUCCCCCUUUCCAGACUUUUUUGUUUCUAGUCAUGCUCAUUCACCUCUCUAAUGUCAUACACACGAAACACACGAUUCCGGAUUGCAAAAUGGCAUGAUUGAAAAAUA